UACGUUUUAAGAUUUCACAUAAGCUCCUCACUAAGUUCAAUAUUAUUUUGCUUUUGUUGGGUGUGUUUUGUUAUUUUUGAAUUCGCUGUAAUGCCUCCUAAAAAGCAAGCAGCAGACACUGUUGAGGUUCCCGUGUCCACAGACGAUGUUCCAAUGGAGGAGAAAGUCGAGGAAGGACCAGGUUUGAGUCAACAAAUGUGGUUUUGAGUAGAGAACAUUGACUUCACAAAUUCUCCAUUUUGAGGAAUGGAAAUCUUGUCGUUUUCUCCAUAGAUGCUGCGUCGCUGGCCAAACUUACAUCUCACCCAUCUACAGCCAUCAUGGUUCGAGAAGCACUGAAAGAGCUGGACUCCCGCAAAGGCGUCUCAUCUCAGGCCAUACAGAGUUACAUCAAACAGAAAUACCCCUCCGUCGAUCAGGUUCGGUUGAAGCAUUUGGUCAGGAGAGCCCUGAAAAAGGGGAUCGAGACCGGCACGUUGGUACGACCUGCCAAUUCCAAUGUCACCACAGGCGCAACGGGAAAGUUUAGGGUAGGUUGUCAAGUCCACAGUAGAACCAGAAUAAGUUUAGGAAGGCAAUUUAACGAGAGAUUUUCAUUCUGUCUUUAGCUUGCACCAAAAACGAAAGAGGCAAAGACAAAAAGUGAGAAUACAGAUCCAAAUGUGCAGAAAGUUACCAAAGCAGCUAAGGAAGGUGCCAAAAAGUCUCCCAAAGCAGGUACUAAUUUAACAAAUGGAAGUAUAAGUCUCCUCUUUUUUUAUUAUAUAUUUUUGACCUAAUUACAUGUUUUUCUUAAAGGUACUACAAAGAAAGACAAAGCUAAUGAGGAAGCAAAGACAAAGAAGGUAAGAAGAUGGGCUACCUGUGUGCCAUUUACAAAGUAACUACUGAAAGAGACUUUGCUGACUGUAUAAUAUUUUUGUGGUUGUAAGUUGGUCAAACAUUGAUGGAUAUUUGCAGUGCCUUGUUAAAACUUGAAACCAAAUUAUUUAAACUUGUGUUUUUCUCUAUUUUCAAGGACCCAAAGCCUCCCAAAAAGCCAAAGAAAGGUGAAGAGACUCAAGCUUCAAAGCCCGCUCCUGCGAAGAAGCCGAAGGCCAAAAAAGAUGCAGAGAAAGGAGAAGGAAGUAAAGGAACCUCUGAUUCAGACAAACCUAAAGCAGCAAAGAAAACUAAAGGGGCAGCAAAAAGUACAAAUGCAGAAAAACCAACAAAGGCUGCUAAGACUGCAAAGGCAGGAGAUGACGCCCCUGCUCCUAAAGCACCUGGUAAACGAGGGAAGAAGACGGCGGACUAAAACUGUAACUCUGAACUAAUGUUUUUAUACUGUUUAAUUUUGCAAUAAACUCUUAAUUUUUGAACUUUUUGAAAUUUUUACAUCCUUUUUUAAGUUAUAAUAAAACUG
This is a messenger RNA of Xyrichtys novacula (pearly razorfish), 1405 nucleotides long. The record is from the annotation of a GenBank genome assembly. NCBI's taxonomy places the organism in Eukaryota, Metazoa, Chordata, Actinopteri, Labriformes, Labridae.